Messenger RNA from Catharus ustulatus (Swainson's thrush), 837 nucleotides. It is a transcript of the gene HELT, whose product is annotated as helt bHLH transcription factor. The record is from RefSeq and is a predicted model, not a curated record. The transcript is spliced from 4 exons. Gene Ontology annotation, biological process: regulation of neurogenesis; regulation of transcription by RNA polymerase II; anterior/posterior pattern specification. Gene Ontology annotation, molecular function: protein dimerization activity; DNA-binding transcription factor activity, RNA polymerase II-specific; RNA polymerase II cis-regulatory region sequence-specific DNA binding. The coding region runs from base 30 to 755 and encodes 241 amino acids. Gene Ontology annotation, cellular component: nucleus. NCBI's taxonomy places the organism in Eukaryota, Metazoa, Chordata, Aves, Passeriformes, Turdidae.
CCGGAGAGAGAGGGGAUGCAGAGCCCACCAUGGCCUCCAAGCUCAAGGAGCGGAGGAGGACGCCGGUUUCCCACAAAGUGAUCGAGAAGCGGAGGAGGGACCGCAUAAAUCGCUGCCUCACCGAGCUGGGGAAGACGGUGCCUAUGGCUCUGGCCAAGCAGAGCUCGGGGAAGCUGGAGAAAGCGGAGAUCCUGGAGAUGACGGUGCAGUACCUGCGGGCCCUGCACUCGGCGGACUUUCCCCGCGGCCGGGAGAAGGCAGAGCUGCUCUCCGAGUUCGCCAACUACUUCCACUACGGCUACCACGAGUGCAUGAAGAACCUGGUCCACUACCUGACGACGGUGGAGAGGAUGGAGACCAAAGACACCAAGUACGCCCGCAUCCUGGCCUUUCUCCAAUCCAAAGCACGCUUCGUUACUGAGCCUCUCCUCACCUCCCUGGGCUCACUCCCGGAGCCGGACUUUUCCUACCAGCUGCAUUCUGGGCCCGAGUGCCCCGGGCACGUCCACAGUCCCGCCGAGGGCGUGCUCCAGCCGCCCUCGGCGGGGGCAUUCCCCUGGCACGGCGCCGCCCGCAGCCCCUCCCUGCCCUACCACUUGCCCAGCGCCGCCGUACCCCUCGCCAGCCCCGGCCAGCAGCGCAGCACCUUCCUCUCCUCCGUGCAGGGGCUGGACCGCCACUACCUCAACCUCCUCGGCCAUUCCCACCCCAACGCCUUCGGGCUGCCCCCGGGCCAGCACCCCUCCAUGCUAUAGAGACUCGUCCCGCCUGAAAAAUCACCUGUUUAUGACCGCGGACAUUGCGGGUUACCCCCGCGCGCACGGGGAGGCUGCCGGG